AUGCUAAUUCUGCCUCAGUCGCUGGACAUCUGUAAUGGUGUCAACCUAAACCUUCCAGGAGAGGGUUUGAAGGGUCUAAAUGGCAUCCAUUGGGGCUGGAGUGUACCAGAUGGUAUCCUUGCCAUCAAUAAGUACACGACUCGAAACGCCAGCACGUACAACAUCUUCUCGCCGAUUACUUCUCCAGAUUCCUACUUCGGAUUCGAGUUCUUCCCUGUUCUCAAUGAUACUUUGAACUCGCAUGCCAUGCUCGUGGCGAGCGUCAUGCCAACCGGACUUACAUUCGCCCAGGUUAACCAGACAAUUGCGAACGAUAUCGCGGCAGUCAUGAGGAAUCUAACAAAUAGCGGCGUCGAAGUGUGGCUCCGUUUCGCUCACGAAAUGAACUACUUCUCAUCGGUGGACACUUAUCACGGAUCUGCCUCCGAGUUCGUCCAAGCAUGGCGCAUUGUUCAUGAUGCGGUCCAGGGAAUUCCCGGUUUGCAUAUGUUCUGGUCGCCAAACUGGGCGUCUAUGGAGGACAUUCAGCCUUGGUGGCCCGGCUCGGAAAGCGUUGAUAUCGUCGGCAUGGAUGUGUAUGCGUUUCCCAACGCCUCGUUCGCCAGAGUGUUUGAUGAGUUCUACAACGAGUUCGCGAAGCAGUACAACAAACCCAUGGCACUAGGUGAGACGAGUACAGAUCAAGGCUUGAGCGUUGAUAAAGAAGCUUGGGUGAAGGAGCUAGUAAGGGCAGACUUGGGUGUCUAUCCCUGCUUCAAGUCGGUGACCUGGUUCGAAUAUGCUGCGAACGGACAGGAUUACAGGAUCAUCAUGGGCCAGAGCCAGGAGACUAUCGCCGAGACUUUAGUCAACUUCCUUUCUUGA
Messenger RNA from Neoarthrinium moseri, 864 nucleotides. RefSeq lists its product as uncharacterized. The transcript is spliced from 3 exons. NCBI's taxonomy places the organism in Eukaryota, Fungi, Ascomycota, Sordariomycetes, Amphisphaeriales, Apiosporaceae. Bases 1 to 864 code for a protein of 287 amino acids. Gene Ontology annotation, molecular function: mannan endo-1,4-beta-mannosidase activity. Gene Ontology annotation, biological process: substituted mannan metabolic process. The record is from RefSeq and is a predicted model, not a curated record.